Messenger RNA from Sorex fumeus (smoky shrew), 727 nucleotides. RefSeq names its product mediator complex subunit 10 (gene MED10). The transcript has 4 exons. Lineage: Eukaryota; Metazoa; Chordata; Mammalia; Eulipotyphla; Soricidae. Bases 67 to 474 code for a protein of 135 amino acids. Gene Ontology annotation, biological process: positive regulation of transcription by RNA polymerase II. The record is from RefSeq and is a predicted model, not a curated record. Gene Ontology annotation, molecular function: transcription coregulator activity. Gene Ontology annotation, cellular component: mediator complex; chromatin.
GGAAGUCGCGCGGGCCGUGCGGAAGCCGGAGGCGCCGGGGCGGAGCGCGGCGGGGGCUGCGCGGCCAUGGCGGAGAAGUUCGACCACCUCGAGGAGCACCUGGAGAAGUUCGUGGAGAAUAUCCGGCAGCUCGGCAUCAUCGUCAGCGACUUCCAGCCCAGCAGCCAGGCGGGGCUCAACCAGAAGCUGAAUUUCAUCGUCACUGGCUUGCAGGACAUCGACAAAUGCAGACAGCAGCUCAAUGACAUCACUGUGCCUUUAGAGGUGUUUGAGUACAUCGACCAGGGCCGGAACCCCCAGCUCUACACCAAAGAGUGCCUGGAACGGGCGCUGGCGAAGAACGAACAGGUCAAGGGCAAGAUCGACACCAUGAAGAAAUUCAAGAGCCUGUUGAUCCAGGAGCUCUCUAAAGUGUUUCCGGAGGACAUGGCGAAGUACCGCAGCAUCCGCGGGGAGGACCACCCGCCUUCCUAAGCGCCCGCCGCCUCCGCCCGGAGAUCCUCUGUCCUGAGGAGUGGUCGUGACUGCCCGUGGGCCCGGCGCUUUCGCCUGGCCGUCAUCAGUUGUCCCAGGCCCGCCCAGCCCGCCCAGCAUGCUCCAGCAGAGGGGCGCCCCCCUCCCCUUGGAACCGGCCCCUGCUGGGACCGGGAGUGUGAGAGGAGUGCUGGGCCGUGUGUCCCGUGUCCCAUGGGGGCUACAGGGUGUGUUCAGUGCAGUUGUUGAGUUG